GACGGGGAGGGUAGCAGGAGCAGAAGGAACACUUCACCAUGGAAUAUGAAGUCAAGAAAGGGAAGAAGGGUUUUGUGUCCCCCAUCCGAAGGCUGGUGUUCCCCAAGGCUGCACGCAGGGCAGCCUGCCGGAGCAACGUGAGCCGCCGGCCCCUGCACUCCAUGCCCCUGUAUCCCCCUGACUACCUCAUUGACCCUCAGAUUCUGCUGUGUGACUAUCUGGAGAAGGAGGUCAAGUUCCUGGGCCACCUCACCUGGGUGACGUCCUCACUGAAUCCCUCCAGCCGGGACGAACUCCUGCAACUGUUGGACACCGCCCGGCAGCUGAAAGAGCUGCCGCUGAAGACCACAGCGGAGCAAGACAGCAUCCUGAGCCUGUCGGCCCGCUGCCUGCUGCUCACGUGGCGGGACAACGAGGAGCUCAUCCUGCGCAUCCCCACGCACGAGAUCGCCGCCGCCUCCUACCUGCAGGACGACGCGCUGCACCUGCUGGUGCUCAAGACCGGUCUGGGCGUGGACCCAGUACCGGCCGGCCUGGACGCCAGCCCCGGCGGCUCGGGACGCGACCCCGGCCCUCCCGGUGCGGUGGCGGAGAAGCGGCGGGUGGGCACGGCCGAGCGGCGCCACACCAUCUGCAGCCUGGACUGGCGCGUGGCGUGGGGCGGGGGCGGCGAGGCGCGCGCGGCGGGCACGGGCGCGGGCACGGGCGGCGGCAGCCUGGAGCGGCAGCGCGCGGGGCCGCGGGCAUCGGGCAGCUGGGAGCGGCGGCAGACGUUCAGCGGCAGCUGGGAGCGGCGGCACGCGGGAGGCGGCGGCGGCGGCGGGGGCGCGGGCAAGCCCGGAGGCAGCUGGGAGCGGCGGCAGACGGGCGGCGGCGGCGGCAGCUGGGAGAGGCGGCACCUGGGGCCCAACCCGCUGGACCCCCAGGACCCCAGCCCCGACGCCUACUGCAACCUGAUCAUUCUUGCGGUGGCCAACAGGGAUGCUGCUGAGGAGUCCUGUGCACUCAUCUGUCAGGUCUUCCAGAUCAUCUAUGGGGACCAGAGCAUCAAGUGUGUAGACCGAGCCGGCUACCACUACACGUCCAACCCAGAUCGGCCGUGGCUCUAUAGCCGCAGUGAUAGCUGCCACACGGACGGGACCUACGCCUACGAUGCUGACUUCAGCUGCUGCAGUUCCUUCAAUGGCUCCCAGGACACAUUUGAAGCGUGUUACAGUGGCACGUCCACGCCGUCUUUCCAUGGCUCCCACUGCAGUGGCAGCGACCACAGUGGCCUGGGCUUCGAGCAGCUGCAGGAUUACAUGGUCACGCUGCGGAGUAAGCUGGGUCCCCCGGAGAUCCAGCAGUUUGCAUUGCUGCUACGAGAGUACCGCCUGGGGCUGCCUAUCCAGGACUACUGCGCAGGCCUGUUGAAGCUGUAUGGGGACCGGCGCAAGUUCCUGCUCCUCGGGAUGCGGCCCUUCAUCCCUGACCAGGACAUUGGCUACUUCGAGGGCUUCUUGGAAGGAGUGGGCAUCCGCGAGGGCGGCAUCCUCACCGACAGCUUCGGCCGCAUCAAGCGCAGCAUGAGUUCCACGUCGGCCUCGGCGGUCCGCAGUUACGACGGGGCGGCCCAGCGGCCCGAGGCGCAGACCUUCCACCGGCUGCUGGCCGACAUCACGCACGACAUUGAAGCCCUGGCACCAGACGACGAUGACGAUGAAGACUCCUCUGGCGGGGGUGACCAGGCUGAAGACAAUUACCUAUAGCCACCGCUCACCCGCGGGAAGUGGGAGGGGUCCCUUGGUGCCUUCUGGUCUCCAGCCCUUGCAGUACCGAGAAUGGCCUGCAGGUGGCGGGCGGAUCAGACCUUAGUGUCCCAGGAAGUUGUCUGACGCCUGGGCCCAGCGCACCCCAACCUCAAGACUCCGCAGCUUUUUGAAGGCUGCAGGAUGGAGAAUGGCUCCACCUGCUGGCAGUCAGAAAAGAUACUCCUCAAUACAAACCCAAACCAGUGCCAGAGCCCAGAGACAUCUCUUCAUCCCAUUUUACAGACUGAGAAAGUGAGAGUCAAAAAAAAAAGAAGAAAAAAAGAGGAGGGGAAGAGACUUAAGGGAAUGCCUGAUUCUCCUUAUAUAUUCCCAUUUCCACAUCUCUUCGGUGAUAUCAGCUCCACCCUCCUCACAGGUGGUCAUGCUGGUUAAUGGUCAAGACCUUACUCUUGGGCCUAGCACACUGUUGAUGCUCAAUAAAUGCCAUUGCCUUCCACUUGGAAAA
Messenger RNA from Jaculus jaculus (lesser Egyptian jerboa), 2256 nucleotides. It is a transcript of the gene Ccm2l, whose product is annotated as CCM2 like scaffold protein. The coding region runs from base 39 to 1748 and encodes 569 amino acids. The record is from RefSeq and is a predicted model, not a curated record. Gene Ontology annotation, biological process: heart morphogenesis. NCBI's taxonomy places the organism in Eukaryota, Metazoa, Chordata, Mammalia, Rodentia, Dipodidae. The transcript has 10 exons.